This is a messenger RNA of Prosopis cineraria, 3316 nucleotides long. RefSeq names its product protein SMAX1-LIKE 3. Gene Ontology annotation, molecular function: ATP hydrolysis activity; ATP binding. The record is from RefSeq and is a predicted model, not a curated record. Lineage: Eukaryota; Viridiplantae; Streptophyta; Magnoliopsida; Fabales; Fabaceae.
GCACCUUGCGUGGCUUGAUUUUUCUCCUCCUUCAUGCAACCAAAAUAAUAGUAUUUAUAUACGCGUAUGCAUAAAAAGAAAGUGCCCCACUUGCCAUUUCCUCAACUUUUUUUUUUUGACAAAAUUUGGCGUAUGAGUAAGAGGGGGUACUAUGUGAGAGCAAAGCUGAGUUCCUUUGAUACUGGUGAAUUAGUCCUGCUCGUCAGCACAUGCAAUCCACUUUCUAUAACCAAAUCAACUUUGGACCCCAAAUUUUACCUCCUCCUCAAGAAAAGCACACCAUCCGCCUUCCAUAAGUUUCACUACUCCCCCUCCCCUGUCCUCCUCCCCUCCCUCUCCCUCCACAAACAAACAAAGUUUCGUGGGUUUAGUGAGUUUCUUCGUUAUUUAGAGUAGCUAGUGGUGGGCUUCGAAAGGUGUACCUGCACAUACGUAAUACUAAUCCUCUUUCCCAUAUAUCAUCCUUUACUACGACCCUCACGAAACUUCUUCCCCAGUCUGCCUCCAAUAUAUAGAGCUAAUUAAUGCAGACUCCACUUCCUUGAUCUCGCUUCUCGGAGUCCUGUAGACAUGAGAACAGGAAGCUGCGCCGUCCAACAGGGGCUGACCGCAGAGGCGGCUACCGUAGUGAAGCAGGCAGUGACGCUGGCGAAGCGUCGGGGCCAUGCCCAGGUCACCCCGCUCCACGUGGCCAACACCAUGCUCGCUGCUUCCAACGGCCUCCUCCGUACGGCGUGCUUGCAAUCUCACUCUCAUCCUCUGCAGUGCAAGGCCCUGGAGCUUUGCUUCAACGUCGCCCUCAACCGCUUACCGGCUUCCAAUUCAUCGAGUCCCAUGCUAGGCCCGCCGGCUCACUCUCCUUCUAUCUCCAACGCUAUGGUCGCCGCCUUCAAGCGAGCCCAGGCCCACCAGCGCCGAGGAUCCAUCGAGAAUCAGCAGCAACCUCUUCUUGCGGUGAAGAUAGAGUUGGAACAACUCAUAAUUUCAAUUCUGGAUGAUCCUAGUGUAAGCCGAGUCAUGAGGGAAGCCGGGUUCUCCAGCACUCAAGUUAAAAGCAAUGUAGAACAAGCGGUGUCUUUGGAAGUAUGUUCCCAGAAUGCCCCUUCGCCUUCUGCGAGUGGCAAGUCAAAGGAAAACGAAACUAAUAACAACAUAACCACGAAAGUUGGGAAAACCAUGGGGUCGGGUUCGGCAGUCAGAGAGGAGGAUGUUACUGGUGUUUUAGAUUAUUUGAGGAAUCAAAGAAUGAGGAGUAGUGUGCUUGUUGGGGAGUGUCUGGCUAGUCUAGAGGGUGUGGUGAGAAGAGUGAUGGAGAAAGUUGAGAAAGGGAACGUUGACGACGAGGGUAUGAGAGAUGUUAAGUUCAUUUCUCUCUCUCUUUCUGCUUUUGGGCAUGUGUCCAGAGUACAGGUUGAGAACAAGAUCGAGGAGCUUAGGAAUUCCGCUAAAAGCAACUGUCAUAGCAAAGGAUUUAUUUUGUAUGUAGGAGACAUCAAUUGGGUGUUUGAGUACAGGGCCGGAUCGAGACAGCAAGGUCGAGGGUACUACUGUCCCGUGGAGCACAUGAUCCUUGAGAUUGGAAGACUUAUAAGUGGGAUUGGAGAGAAUGGAAGAUUUUGUGUUAUGGGCAUAGCCACUUUUCAGACUUACAUGAGAUGCAGAAAUGGAUAUCCCUCGCUGCAGACUGUUUGGGGUCUUCAUCCUUUCACCAUACCUGUGGGAAACUUGAGCUUGAGUCUCAUCGCCGACAGUGGUCUGCAAAAUGAGCCCACCAAGAAAACUGACAACGGAAGCAGUUGGCGAUCAACAGAAGGGGAUAAGGAGAAGAGCCCGGAUUGCUUGGCUGAGCCAUCAUCCGUCAUCUUCGACAUCCGAGUUCGAAGCUUGCCGAGCAGCACUUGCAAUAGUGACUCCAGCACUUCAAGCCUUCCCGUCCAACAGUGCAAAAGCGAGAGUAAAGGAGUUACUUCCGAUGAUCAGGAUUGUGUAGUGGUUCGUCAAAAGUGGAACUCCGCGUGCAACUCAAACCAAAUUCCACCCUGUUCUACUGAGAAAACCCUCACAUUCUCCUCUGUAUCACCCUCUUCAUCUACUUCCUUUGACCACCCUAAUUUCUGGUUCUCAUCACCAAGUGCUAACUCUAACAAGCCCAACGAGCCCACUUUGAAAAUUUACAUCCCAGAGCACAAGGACAUAAAACAAACAUUUCUACCAUCGAAUCCCAACUCCACCUCUUCCAGUGACGUGAUGGAAACGGAGUACGUGAGCAGGUUCAGAGAGCUCAAUUCGGAGAAUCUCAAAACCCUAUGCGAAGGUCUGCAGAGAAAAGUGCCGUGGCAGAAAGAUGUAAUACCGACAAUCGUGAGUACAAUUCUACAAUGCCGUUCCGGCAUGUUGAAACGAAAGGGGAGGGUAAAAAACGUUAGUGAAGUGAAAGAAGAAACGUGGUUGUUAUUCCAGGGAGCUGAUGUGGAAGCUAAAGAGAAUAUAGCCAGAGAACUCGCUAGGCUUGUGUUUGGGUCCCACAGGAACCUCGUCUCGCUAACCUUAAGCAGUUUUUCUUCAAUAAGAGCGGAUUCGACCGAGGAUUAUUGCAGAAACAAGAGGUCAAGAGACGAACAAAGUUGCAGUUAUAUUGACAAAUUCGCGGACGCAGUUUCUAGUAACCCUCAUACUGUUUUUCUAGUAGAAGAUAUAGAGCAAGUUGAUUAUCGUUCUCAAUUGGCAUUUAAAAGGGUUAUUGAGAGAGGAAGAAUAACGGGCACGACUGGUGAAGAAGUUAGGCUUAGUGAUGCUAUCAUAAUUCUGAGCUGCGAAAGUUUCAGUUCGAGGUCCAGAGCGUGCUCUCCACCAGUUAAGCAGAAGUCAUGUGAAGAGAAAAAUGAAGCAGCUAGCUUGGAGGAGACAAGCUCUCGUGUGUCUCUGGAUUUGAAUAUUUCCAUUGAUGAUGACGAUGGCUGCGAAAAGGAUAAGUCAGUGGAUGACAUUGGCCUUCUUGAAUUGGUCGAUAGACGUAUAAUCUUCAAAAUUCAGGAAUUAUGAGGCCAAAAAGUAUUUCAAAAAUCAUUCUUCCUCCUCGUCCUUUUUUUCCUUGCUAUUUUUUAGCCUUUUUUUUUCCCCAAUUCUCUUCGUUUUCAUCAUAUCCUUGGAUUUCCUAGGGCUAGUAGGAGGUGAAAUGUCAUGGCAUGCUUCAGUACUUCAAAUUAAUUAUGUAGAAUCACAUGUAUAUUACCAAGGUUAAAUUGUUACAUCCCAUCUCUACUACUAUAGAACUGUGGGGAGAUUCCAUCUAAUUACUUUUACCUUUUUUUGGGUA